Messenger RNA from Pollicipes pollicipes, 2159 nucleotides. RefSeq lists its product as uncharacterized. The record is from RefSeq and is a predicted model, not a curated record. Lineage: Eukaryota; Metazoa; Arthropoda; Thecostraca; Pollicipedomorpha; Pollicipedidae. Bases 27 to 2159 code for a protein of 710 amino acids. The transcript has 8 exons.
CGAGAUAGCUCGCGAAGCUGCUCAGGAUGACGCCCGCACUGAGGUCAGCGCUUGUACUGGCGCUCGCUCUCUGCGCCUCUGGACAGGAGGUAGAAGACGCUCGAGCGCCGAAGGCUGUUGCUAAGCUGAAUACGCUGGUUAUUGGCCCAGAUCACUUCGAGCCCGUCAGUGCGACCCCGACCGUGACCCGGACGAAGCUCACCAUCUCCUCGGAGCCGCUGGAGCCGGUCAGCCGACUGGUAGUGGACGCCGGUGCCGGCGAUCUCUCCACCAAAACCAUCUACGGCUUCCUCGACUUCAUCACCACCGUUGGCGACACCGUCAUGGUCUUCACGCCCGGCGCCAAAACGCAAGGCGCUGAGGAGGCUGUGGCCCUUACCACCAAGCCGGCGUCGCCGGCCGCGCGCGGUCCGUCGCCGUCAGCGCACGGUGCCACGCAUCGUCUCCACCUCCGCCACGGUGGCGAAGCCUCACCAGCCGGCCCCCUCCGCGGCACCGGCACCCUCCGUCGAGCCGACGCCCUCCCCGACGCCCCCCACCCGGCGCGGCCGACAAGAACCUGCUGUGGGCCAAGCUGCGGGACUCGCUCGCCAACCGACCGGCGUCCGUUCAUCCUGCCGCAGCGGCGGCGCGGCCCGGCGUUCCUGUCUGCCAGCCCGGCCAGCGUCGUGCCCGACACGGCGCCGGCGGCACUGCAGACGUCGGUGGUGGGCCUGCGGACCUCGGUGGUGGGACUGGUGACGGCCAGCGGCGGCACCGUGGUGUCGGGCGACCUCACCACCGUGCACACGACCAGCGUGAUCGGCACCAUGGUCGACGGCGAGUACACGCAGCUGCUGCAGUCGAGCAGCGUCAUCUUCGCGGCGCCGCCCGUCUCGCCGACCGUCACGCGCGCCUCGUCCAUCAUCGAGGGUGCCGCCACGGAGUUCCCGCAGCUGCCGGCGCCGGUCGCCGAGCCCGAGGUUGCUGCCCCUCGAGCGGCUGUUCAGCUCACUGACGAGCCGGCGCCGGCCGCCAACCACGUCUCCUCGCUGCAGGAGCGCCUCAAGGCGCGCAUGCAGGCGGCGCUGGACGUGCGACCCUCUCGCGAGGUGGCAGCACCCGAGCGGCGGCCCUUCACGCUCGGGUACGAGCCGGGACAGAGGGCGCGCGCGGCGCGUCCGUUCCGGCCCGAAAUACCGCUACUGCCACGCCGCUCCUUCUCGACUCGCCAGAACAACAGCCGCCGUCUGUCGGCGGCCGAGCGACUCAAGCAGCGACUCCUGCAGCAGCGCGGCGAGGAGCCCGCUCCCGCUUCCCCGGAUACGCCGGACACGCCGAUCGCGCCGACAACGGCCCCCACCAUCGACCCGUCCGCACCGAUCGAGAGCGACGAGCUGCGCAUCAUCGCGGUCAACACGUACCGUCCGCAGGACGCCAGCGACUACUACUACGAGCUGACGACGCUGAAGACGAUGCACCCCAUCACCAUCGGCCGCCACACCAACAGCAAGUGGCUGACCGCCACCAGGACGCGCACGGUGCACGUGCAACCGACGGCGCCGACGCGGACGACACCGCGGAUCGCGGCCACGGCACUGCCGCUGAGUUUGACGUACAGCACGACGCAGCUGGUGCUUAAGUCGUCAGUGAUCCCGCUGGUGAUCGGCGACAACACGCAGGCCUUCACCAUCACGCAGUCGUACCAGGUGACGCGGCUGGUGACGGCGCUGAAGACCAUGCCGCCGAUGGAGGUGUUCCGCACGGCGGCGCCGCCGGGCCUGGUGGACCGCGACCGGCCGCUGCUCGCUCAGUCGUCCGAGAACCAGGUGGACGCGCUCGGCGUGCCCGUACUGCGCGUGCCGCCGCCUGAUGACCUCGCCGACAUCGGACUUUUCGACGCUGACCGGCUGGAGGAACAAGAGAGCCCGGAACACUUCGGACUGCAGGCGGCGGCGACGGCGGCUCCGGCGGCGGCGACGCCAGCGCCGCAGCCGCGCGCUAUGGUCACCUCAUCGCCAGUGUUCGUCACGACGGUCGUGACGAGCACGCACUCGCGCGCCGUGGUGGUGACGUUCCGCGCCUCGCCCUCCACCGCCUACAUCACGUCCACCAGCGUCUUCCCCACCGUGCUCACCUCGUACGUGACGUCAACGGUGCAGAUGCCGGCGCUGGGGUAG